Solea senegalensis (Senegalese sole) is the source of this 3791-nucleotide messenger RNA. RefSeq names its product myosin binding protein C3 (gene mybpc3). Gene Ontology annotation, molecular function: myosin heavy chain binding. Lineage: Eukaryota; Metazoa; Chordata; Actinopteri; Pleuronectiformes; Soleidae. The record is from RefSeq and is a predicted model, not a curated record.
GACAGCUGUUUGUUUAGGGAAAAGUGACUCCUGCUGUGGAGGAGAGGCGAUCACUCACGAUGCCAGAGCCGGUCAAAAAAACAAUUUCAGCAUUUGCCAAGAAACCAAAGACUAAGGAGGCAGAGGAAGGUUCCUCUGUGCUCUUUGAAGCAGAGACUGAGAAACCAGACACUAAAGUGAAAUGGCAGUGCAACUCAAAGGACAUUUCCAGCGGCGACAAAUGCAUGAUCACAGCCGACGGAAACAAGCACUCUCUCACUAUAAAAGCAGUAGCCCGGGACGAUGCCAAUAUCUAUGCGGUGAUUGCUGGGGGGUCAAAAGUCAAGUUUGAGCUGAAGGUCCUACCAAAGCCAGAAGCUCCAGUCAAGGCCCCUGCUGAGGCCCCUGCUGAGGCCCCUGCUGAGUCCCAAAAGGCAGAAGCAGCAGAACAAGCACCACCUGGAGCCGCACCUCCAGGGGAAGACGCUGUGGCACCAGCACACAAUGGUGCUCCAGCUGAGGACCUUCCAGACACCAGACAGGACCUGACUGGACUCUUCACAGAGAAACCCCAGAGCGGAGAGGUCACACAAGGUGGAAACAUCACCUUUGUGGCAAAAGUGAACGUCGAGUCGUUGCUGAAGAAACCGACCGUCAAGUGGUUCAAAGGGAAGUGGAUGGACCUCGCCAGCAAAUCUGGGAAACACCUGCAGCUGAAGGAGUCAUUCGACCGCAACACUAAGGUCCACACGUUUGAGAUGCAGAUCAUCGAUGCCAAGCCCAACUUUGCAGGAGGCUACAGAUGUGAGGUUUCCUCCAAAGACAAGUUUGACAGCUGUAAUUUUGAUCUGAGUGUCCAUGAGGCUCGUGCAACUGAGGGCUUUGACAUUAGAGCAGCAUUCAGGCGCACGAAUGAGGCUGGUGGUGUGAAGAGGAAUGGACCAUCCACAAGUAGCACCGAGGGGAACGACGACUCGGGAGAGCUGGAUUUCAGCACCUUGUUGAAGAAGAGAGACAGUUUCUUAAAACACUCCAAUCGUGCCGUGCACGUGAGCGCCGACCCCGACGUGGACGUGUGGGACAUCCUGAGCCACGCCCCCGCUUCGGAAUACGAGAAGAUCGCGUUCCAGCACGGCAUCACCGACCUGCGAGGCAUGCUGAAGCGACUGAAGAAGAUGAAGAAGGAGGAGAAGAAAAGCGCAGCGUUCAUGAAGAAGCUGGACCCUGCUUACCAAGUGACCAAGGGCCAUAAAAUCAAACUAGCGGUUGAGGUCGCCAAUGCAGAUGUGGAGGUGAAAUGGCGGAAGAACGGGCAGGAUAUCCACCCAACUGGAAGCAAGUACAUUUUUGAGAGCGUCGGCAACAUGCGUUACCUCACCAUCAACAACUGCUCGUUGGCGGAUGACGCCGCGUAUUGUUGUUUGGUGGGUGAGGAGAAGUGCACCACUGAGCUCUUUGUUAAAGAGCCCCCUGUUGUGAUUGUGAAGAACCUGGAGGAUCAGAUGGUCAUGAAUGGAGAGCGGGUGGAGCUGGAGUGUGAAGUCUCAGAGGAAGGAGCCAAUGUUAAAUGGGAGCGAGACGGCGUGGAGCUGACGAGAGACGAGUCCUUCAAGUACCGCUUCAAGAAAGACGGCUGCAAACAUUAUCUGAUCAUCAACGAGGCCACGAAGGACGACUGCGGCCACUACAAGGUCAAGACAAACGGCGGGGAGUCCAUGGCGGAGGUCAUGGUGCAGGAGAAAGAGCUGGAGGUCUACCAGAGCAUCGCAGACCUCACAGUGAAGGCCAAGGAUCAGGCCGUGUUCAAGUGCGAGGUGUCGGAUGAGAAAGUAAGAGGGACCUGGUUCAAGAAUGGCGUGGAAGUCAAGCCUGACGCCAGAGUAAAUAUCACACACAUUGGCAGAAUCCACAAACUGACCAUUGAUGAUGUGAAACCAGAGGAUGAGGCCGACUACACUUUCGUGCCAGACGGCCACGCUUUCAACCUCUCUGCCAAACUCAAUUUCUUGGAGGUGAAGAUCGAUUACGUGCCACGCCAAGAUCCUCCCAAGAUCCACCUGGACUGCGUGGGUCGCACUGCGGACUCAACCAUCGUGGUGGUGGCGGGUAACAAACUGCGUCUGGACGUCCCAAUCACCGGGGAUCCGGCUCCCACUGUGGUCUGGACCAAAGGGGAGAAGGCUAGUUCUCUAAAACCCGGCGGAGGGGAGAACGGAAAGACGGCAACCUCUUGGACCGUGAAGGACGGGAAAGUGAUCACAGAAGGAGACGGGAGGGUCCACGUUGAAACCACCAAGGGCCACUGUAUCUUCACCAUCGAGGGGACCGAGAGGCAGGACGAGGGAGGCUACUCCGUCGUGGUGCGAAACCCCGCGGGCGAGGACACCGCAGACAUCCACGUGAAAGUUGUCGAUGUUCCAGAUCCUCCCAAGCUCCCAGAAUCCUCAGUGGCAGAGGACUCCUGUGUCGUCCAAUGGGAUCCUCCUCUGUUUGACGGUGGACAGCCAGUCAUUGGCUACGUGCUGGAACGGAAGAAGACAAAGAGCUACAGGUGGAUGAGGCUGAACUUUGACCCGUACCCAGACACCACCUAUGAAGCCAAGAGGAUGAUUGAAGGCAUUCCGUAUGAGAUGCGAGUCUAUGCCGUCAACAGCAUCGGCAUGUCCCGGAACAGUCCCGCCUCACAGCCGUUUGUGCCAAUGGCCCCGACAAGUGAGCCGCUCGGACUGUGCGUGGACGACAUCAACGACACUUCCAUCUCGCUGAAGUGGCGGCGGCCUGAGCGGAUCGGCUCCUGUGAGCUCCAGGGAUAUGGGGUGGAGUACUGCAAGGAGGGAACGGAUGAGUGGAUCCCAGCCAUUCAGGGUCUGACUGAGAGGACGUCGCUGGUCGUCAGGGGCCUCAACACCGGGGACAAGUUGCACUUCCGCGUGCGGGCCUACAACAUGGCGGGACCCAGUCCCCCCUCCACUCUGGAUCAAGCCGUCACCAUCAGAGAGAUCAUGCAACGUCCAAAGAUUUUCAUCCCCAGAAAUCUCCGCCAGACUCUCAUCAAGAAAGUUGGCGACACUGUCAACAUCAUGAUUCCCUUCCAGGGAAAGCCCAGGCCACAGGUCACGUGGAGCAAAGACGGCGAGCCUCUAAACCCUUCCUACGCCAGCGUGAGAAACAGCGACGUAGACACCAUCCUCUUCAUUCGCAGGACGGACAGACAGCACUCAGGGAAGUACGAUCUAAAGGUCCAGAUUGAGAACGUGGAGGACACGGCGUGUGUCAACCUGCAGAUUGUCGAUCUGCCAGGACCUCCUCUGAAUCUGAAGAUCAUGGAUAUCUGGGGCUUCAACGUGGCCCUUGAGUGGAAGCCACCAACGGAUGAUGGUAACUGUGAAAUCACUGGUUACACCGUUCAGAAAGCUGACAAGAAAACCAUGGAGUGGUUCACAGUCUGCGAUCAGUACAGGCGAACCAACUGCAUUGCCUCUGACCUCAUCAUGGGGAAUGAGUAUGUCUUCCGGGUCUUUGCCAUGAACCUGGUGGGUCUCAGCCCUGAGGCGUGCAACACCAAGGACAGUGCUUACAUCCAGAAAACAGGGAUGGCGUACAAGCCGCCGUCCUAUAAGGACCACGACUUUGCAGAGGCUCCCAAGUUCACGCAUCCUUUAGUGAGCCGUUCUGUCAUAGCAGGAUACAAUGCCACCCUCAGCUGCUCGGUCAGAGGCAUACCAAAGGUCAGUACGUUCAUGACACAAAAGUUCUCUUCACCAUCUCUUGCUGAUCCUUGCCGGGCUUUUGCGCUCAUGUGGACAGAAUAA